GGGAAUGACUUCAAGUCUAAGUUCCAUAUAUAUCUUCUUUGCCUUCAAAAGAGGCUUUGGCUACCCUAAUGUGUCUAUAUAUAAGGGGAGCAUUGAGCGUGAGACAAGUUAAGUUUUGUUUCAUAAAUAUAAUAAUUUAUCAAGGAGGAGAAUUUGGCGUGGGAAAUGGUUAAGCUAACAAUGGUUGGAAGGGUGAAUGACGGGUUGCCACUGGCACAAGGGGCAAGGCACUUGAACAAAGAGAACGACAACUUCUCAUCUAAUUACAAGCAACAAGCAGAAUUCAUACUGAAAGAAAUCUCCAGAGGAGCCUUACCACCUUCCAACAUGACCAUCCGCGUUGAUCACCAUUCUUUCAACUAUUUGGUCGUGAAUGGAAUCUGGUUCAUCACAUUGUGCGAUUCUUCCUAUCCAAGAAAACUAGCUUUCCAUUAUCUGCAGGAUUUGCAAAAGGAGUUUGACAAGUUUGAUCGUAGCCUCAUAGAGAAAAUAACAACACCAUACAGCUUUAUUAGAUUCGAUAGUAUUAUUGCUAAUAUUAGAAAGCAAUAUAUUGAUACAAGAACACAAACGAAUCUAUCAAAGCUGAAUGCUAAUCGUUGCCAAGAACUAGAUAUAAUUACUGAAAACAUGUCUGAUAUUAUAGAAAGAAGACGAAAUUCAGAAAUAUUUGAGACACUAGCUACUCCUCUGACCUCCUCCCAAGUUUGGGGUUCUCCACGGCUUGAGGCAAUUGCGUUGAUAUGGAUGCCCAUUACAAUCAUUGCUAUUGUUACUUCAGUUUUUUUAUGGGUUGGCCUAAUCUUUACAGACGACUUCUUAAUAUCAACUUUGUAGAGAUCCUAGAGCCAGGAUAUAGGAGAUUUAAGCAUGAAGCCAAGGUGCCAAAAGGAUCGAAGAAGCUUGAUUCACCGCAAGAACUUAAAAUAUCUAUACCAUGGAGCUUGUAAUUGCAUGUAAAACCAUGACGAUCAUGUAUGUUAUAUUCUUCAUAUAGUAUGCUUCAACAUUUAUUUAGAUGUAAAUUAACAGACCUCAAAAUGAAAC
Molecule: messenger RNA, 1047 nt
Organism: Durio zibethinus
Lineage: Eukaryota; Viridiplantae; Streptophyta; Magnoliopsida; Malvales; Malvaceae
Product: SNARE-like superfamily protein
Biological process (GO): endoplasmic reticulum to Golgi vesicle-mediated transport; retrograde vesicle-mediated transport, Golgi to endoplasmic reticulum
Molecular function (GO): SNAP receptor activity
Source: RefSeq, a predicted model, not a curated record